Molecule: messenger RNA, 600 nt
Organism: Sabethes cyaneus
Lineage: Eukaryota; Metazoa; Arthropoda; Insecta; Diptera; Culicidae
Exons: 1
Coding region: 1-600 (199 amino acids)
Source: RefSeq, a predicted model, not a curated record
AUGGGCGGUGCGUGGGAGCGACUGGUCCGCUCAGUAAAGACUGCGAUCGGGAAUGCAUAUGCCGAGGGAAAGCUCAAUGACGAAGAUUUGCAAACUAUGAUCGUAGAGGCAGAGGGAAUUGUAAAUACCAGACCACUUACUCCAAACCAUUUUUUGAUCGGGAGCUCCAAUGGAGUCAAGCAACCAACCGUGCAUACUGUGCCUCAGCAGGGAGCAUCUCUGGAGUCUUGGCAUCAUAUCCAUCGCCAACUCAACCGGUUCUGGCGAGGUUGGCUGAAGGAGUUCCUUCCAGUAAUCCGAAAACAACCCAAAUGGUUUGCUGAGUCUCGACCAGUAAAAGACGGAGACCUGGUAUUGAUAGUGGACGAAGGUAAACGAAAUGGAUGGAUGCGAGGGACGGUAAUCGAGGUGAUAAAAACGUCGGAUAGCCAAGUGCGACAGGCUAUAGUCCAGACCGCUGGAGGAGUCUUUCAUCGACCGGUAUCUAAACUCGCAGUACUCGAUGUUAACGGUAACAGUGAGGUCAUCGGAGCACGAGGACCACACCCGGGGGAGGAUGUUGCUACAGGGACAUCGAGUGAACCGGCAACACGGUUGUAA